Molecule: messenger RNA, 2131 nt
Organism: Coregonus clupeaformis (lake whitefish)
Lineage: Eukaryota; Metazoa; Chordata; Actinopteri; Salmoniformes; Salmonidae
Product: cis-aconitate decarboxylase-like
Exons: 6
Coding region: 410-1900 (496 amino acids)
Molecular function (GO): lyase activity
Source: RefSeq, a predicted model, not a curated record
CUCACCAACAGAUCUACGAGGGAGAGAGAGAAGAGAGAGAAGGAGGCGAAACAGAGAGAUGAGCCCAACACAACAAAACAGAGGACAGACAGUCAAACGAGGGAAGAGUUGAACCACAGUUUGGACAGACCUACUAAUUCCAGGGCUUUUCUUUAUUUAUUUUUCAACAAAACAGAGGACAGACAUUCAAACGAGGGAAGAGUUGAACCACAGUUUGGACAGACCUACUAAUUCCAGGGCUUUUCUUUAUUUUUUUUGCUAUUUGCUAUUUACUUGCUAUUUCACAGUAUACAGAUCACAUAAGGCCUUCAUCUUCAUACACCAUUCUCAGUCAGACAAAUGGUUUGCUGUUGAUGAAUAGUACUUCAUCUUUCACUUGCUAUUUCACAGUGACAACAGACAGACAGACAUGCUCUUCAAAGUACAGAGAUCCUUCAGACCCAUGUCUGCUACACUGAGAGGACUCCACCAGUCUGCCCUGGACGUGAUACAGCAUCCAGCCUCAGAGGACAGUGUGACGGCCAGUUUUGGACAGUUCAUCCAGGGUGUCCAGCCCCACCACCUGACCCCCACCCUGCUCCACCGUAGCAAGAGGAUGGUUCUGGACUCCAUCGGAGUGGGACUACUGGGCAGCACCACACAGGUCUUCCAACUGGCCCUACAACACUGUCAGCACAUGUACGCUCCCGAUGACAUCAGUUCUGUUUACGGACGCAGAGGAACCAGACUCUCCCCAACCCUUGCUGCCUUUGUCAACGGAGUGGCCGCCCACUCCAUGGACUUUGACGACACCUGGCACCCUGCUACUCACCCGUCGGGGGUGGUCCUUCCUGCCCUACUGGCGGUCAGCGACAUGCUGCCCAACAACAGAAAGCCUAGUGGGCGGGACUUCCUGUUGGCCUUCAACGUUGGGAUAGAGGUCCAGGGACGCCUGAUGAGGUUCUCCAACGAGGCUCACAACAUCCCCAAGAGGUUCCACCCUCCCACCGUCGUGGGUACUCUGGGUAGUGCUGCAGCCUGCGCCCGCCUCCUCUCUCUGGAACGCUCUCAGUGUAGCCACGCCCUGGCCAUCGCUGCCAGCCUAUCAGGAGCCCCCAUGGUGAACGCGGCCACCCAGUCUAAACCCCUCCACAUUGGCAACGCUGCGCGGCUGGGGCUGGAGGCAGCUCUACUGGCCUCAAUAGGACUGGAGGCCUCGCCCAGAGUCCUUGAUGACACCGCCGGGGUAGCGGGGUUCAGCGCCUUCUACGAGGACUACGCCCCACGACCUUUAACCUCUCCAGAGGAGGAGGGGGUGCGGUUCCUGCUGGAGGACCAGGACAUGGGGUUCAAGAGGUUCCCGGCCCACCUGGGGAUGCACUGGGUGGCCGACGCUGCUGCCUCUGUGCAUAAGCUGCUGCAGGGGAGGGGGCAGGGGUCACAGGUCGUAGGUCAGGUCCAGGACAUCCUGCUGAGGGUUCCCUGCUCCAAGUACAUUAACCGUCCGUUCCCGGAGUCAGAGCACCAGGCCAGACACUCCUUCCAGUUCAAUGCCUGCUCUGCCCUGCUGGACGGGGAGGUCACCGUGUUCUCAUUCUCCCAGGAGGCACUAAAGCGCCCCGACCUGCUGGCCUUGCUGAGGCGUGUCCGCGUCGAGCAUCCCCAUGACAACCCGGCUAACUUCGACCGCAUGUACGGCGAGGUGCAGGUGACGCUGGUGGGUGGGGAUGUGCUGAAGGGACGCUGUGAUACUUUCUAUGGCCACUGGCGCAACCCGCUGACCAAUGAGAGCCUGAGGAAGAAGUUCCGUAGCAACGCGGGGGCGGUCCUACCCAGGGAGAAGGUGGAGGGGCUGAUUGAGGCUGUAGAGGGACUGGACAGACUGGAAGACUGCUCUCUUCUACUGGCACAGCUGCAGUGACACACACACACACACACACACACACACACCUCAUCACAUAACUAUUUUCUGACCAGCUGAUCUUUCUGCAUUUCAUAUCAGGUGUCUAUAGACAUAUACAGACCAUGAGCUUGCAUCUUCAGGUGUGCAUGACUUACGUAGGUCUUGGAUGUUCUACCUGUUUACCAGUGGUGUAAAGUACUUCAGUAAAAAUAGUUUAAAGUACUACUUAAGUAGCUUUUGGAGGUAUCU